Rubroshorea leprosula is the source of this 2139-nucleotide messenger RNA. The record is from the annotation of a GenBank genome assembly. Lineage: Eukaryota; Viridiplantae; Streptophyta; Magnoliopsida; Malvales; Dipterocarpaceae.
GAGAGACGAAAAAUGGAGAUUUAUUAGAUUAGAUCCACCACCUUUUCAAAAAGAAAAAGUCGAGUCUAAUUCAUCCUUUAAUUCUGAAACCAUGAGUCAAGACGGGGAUCAACCUAUUAGGACUUUGAAAGACUAUUUGCACCCCACUAGAAUAGCUACACCAUCAUGCAUAAUGUUUCCUCCUAAUACACCACACUUUGAGUUCAAACCUGGAAUGAUUCAGCUUUUGCCUAGUUUCCAUGGUUUAGAGAAUGAAAAUCCAUAUGUGCAUGUUAGGGAGUUUGAGGAGGUAGUAGCUACUUUUCAUAGUCGAGCUGACACGAUAGACACAGUUAGGGAGCGUCAAUUCAUAGAGAUGAUGUGUAAUGGGGAAUUUUUGCAUAAGGACCCAGAAGAAGCCAUAGAUUAUUUAAAUGAGUUAGCUGAAAAAGCUCACACUUGGACAGGACCUAGUGCCACUGAAAUGAAAAAUAAUAGAGUCACCCACACAGUUGCAAGGGUAGAAGCUCAGGCUCCAUGUUUUGUUUGUGGGGGAUUGGAUCAUUUAGCUAAAGAUUGCCUAACCUAUGGUGAGAUGAGAGGGGUUUAUGAAGAACAAUGUAAUGCAUUAGGAAUGGGUAGGGAACCUUUUUCACCCUAUUCAGAGACAUACAAUCCUAGUUGGAGGAACCAUCCCAAUUUUAGUUUGAAGGCUAAUCAAAACCAUCCCACAUCAUCUAGCAAUACUUGGAAUAGUGAAACUCAAACACUCAAGUCUUACCCUACACCUCAAUACAAUGCACGACCAGAUAGAAAUCCUUUAGAGGAAACACUUAAGGCAUUUAUGGAGGCACAGACUAAGACUAACCAAAAGUUUGAUUCUAUUCUUACACAGGUGGUUGAAGAAAACAAGGAUAUCAAGAGUCAACUAACUAAGUUGACCAAUGCUCUUACUAUCCAAGAACGAGGUAAGAUUCCAUCUCAACCUCAAGCUAAUCCUAAAAUUUUACAUUUGGUGCAGGAAUCUACCUCUAAUUCGGAGAACAUUCAAGGGGUCAAUGCGAUCACUACUCGUACUGGUAAGGUUAUAGAGCCGUUGCAAAAAUCACCUAAAUUGAAGGAUGCUACUCCAAGUAGCCGUGAAGAACCUGAGAAGGAGGUCCCAAUUCGAGUUCCUUUCCCUCAAGCCCUUAAAUCUAGAAAGAUUUCAGACAACCAAGGUGGGAUUUUGGAAAAUUUGAAACAAGUUAAGAUUAAUCUACCUUUGUUUCAUGUGAUUAAACAGGUACCAACUUAUGCUAAAGUGAUCAAGGAUCUAUGCACCAUAAAAAGGAAACACCAUGUCAAGAAAACUGCAUUCUUGGCAGAACAGGUACGUGCGGUAAUUGAGCAAAAAACACCGCCAAAGUACAAAGAUCCAGGGUGCCCAAUAAUUGCUUGCCAAAUUGGGUCACAAGAGUUCGGUCAAGCUCUUUUGGAUUUAGGAGCAAGUGUGAAUUUAAUGCCUUAUUCAGUUUAUUUGCAACUAGGGACUAGCAUGUCAGCAUAUCCAAAGUUGGAGGAGUUCACUUUGCUUUUCCCAUUUCUUCAACAAUUGGAAAUGUCCGUGUCGAGAUCCACUGUUCAUCUUCAAAACCAAACUUCCCAUGUUUUCUGCCAUUCACCGUGCACUCAUGGUGCACCUACAUUUUUCCAGAUCUGCUCUGCUUGUCCAUCCGUUGCUGCUGCUAGGCCCGAAAUUCUAGGCAUUUUUCUGACCCGUGAGCUUCCCUGCAGCUUCGGUUUCUACAGCUGGAGAAUUAUGGUUCCCGAUCGUUCUGUCAAUUAGCACUGAGAUUGAGUGUUCGGUUUUGUGCGAGUGAGGAAAUGAAACCGAGGAUGGGGAAACCACGGGAAGUGACGAGUUAGAUGGCUAGCCAUUUCGAGAUUGAUAUAGAUUUUAGAAAUAAAUCAUGAUCUUGUAAACCAGAGUGUAUUUGGAGAUUCUAUGAUAUUAGAGUAAAUUUUAAGGAUUUUUAUCGACAGAUUUAGUGGUAUCAGAUGUGAAUUGGUUAAGCUCCGAGCCUUGUGCAUCUGUGGGACCCGUCUCACGAAUGCACGGCGUCUGCCACGUCCCCGGAUUUGGGUUCUGGGGCGUGACAAUAAGAUUCUAAUUGUGAG